UAUCUCGAGUUGUAUCGAUUUUACAAGAUGAACUGGAGAAAAAAAAAUAUUGCGAAUGCGCAUUGAACAAGAAUAAAAUGCAGUAGUGCCCAUCCUCAUUGUGUCAUCACCGAGGAAUAACAAUAUAUUUAAAAAUAAUAAACAAUUAAUUAAUAAUAAAUUUUAUAUAACAAAAAAAAACAAACCAUUUUUCAUGGAUAUUAUAUUAAAAUGUUUUUUUAUAUAUUUACUAUCACCAAAUGCAGUUUACGGUGUACCGGGACCAAAAACAUUUGAAGCAAAUCCAGACACUAAAAGACUUUAUGAUGAUUUAUUAUCAAAUUAUAAUCGACUUAUUCGACCAGUUGUUAACAACACAGAAACAUUAACUGUUUAUUUACAACUUAAAUUAUCACAACUCAUUGAAAUGAAUUUAAAAAAUCAAGUGAUGACAACAAAUGUUUGGGUUGAACAGAAAUGGUUUGACUACAAACUCCAGUGGAAUCCUGAUGAGUAUGGAGGUGUUGAAAUGCUCUACGUUCCAUCAGAAAAUCUUUGGCUUCCAGAUAUAGUUUUAUACAACAAUGCUGAUGGAAAUUAUGAGGUAACACUUAUGACAAAAGCAACAUUAAAAUAUACCGGUGAGGUGUAUUGGAAACCACCAGCAAUAUACAAAUCAUCAUGUGAAAUAAAUGUUGAAUAUUUUCCAUUUGAUGAACAAUCAUGUCUUAUGAAAUUUGGCUCAUGGACAUAUAAUGGAAUACAAGUUGAUCUAAAGCAUAUGCUACAAGAACCUGGUAGUAAUUUAGUAUCAAAAGGUAUUGAUCUUGAUGAAUUUUAUUUAUCUGUUGAAUGGGAUAUACUUGAAGUACCAGCAACAAGAAAUGAAGAAUAUUAUCCAUGUUGUGUUGAGCCAUAUUCAGAUAUAACAUUUAAUAUUACAAUGAGAAGAAAAACAUUAUUUUAUACUGUUAAUUUAAUUAUUCCAUGUGUUGGAAUAACAUUUCUUACUGUUCUUGUAUUUUAUUUACCAAGUGAUUCUGGUGAAAAGGUUUCAUUGUGUUCAUCAAUUCUUCUUUCAUUGACUGUAUUUUUUCUUCUACUGGCUGAAAUAAUUCCUCCAACAUCAUUAGCAAUUCCUCUGCUUGGAAAAUAUUUAUUACUAUCAAUGAUACUAGUUACAUUAUCAAUUUGGACAACUGUUUGUGUUUUAAAUGUUCAUUUUAGAUCACCAUCAACUCACAGUAUGUCACCAUGGGUGAGACGUGUAUUUUUAAAUUGGAUGCCACUUGUUUUGAUGAUACGUAGAACACCAUAUUCAACACCAGAAUACAGUGAUAUGUAUGUCGAGGGUGGUUACUCAAAUGACAUUGAUUAUAGUUAUGGUGACAGUGUGAGUGAUUAUACAACAGAUUUAAAAGAAAAUCCAGAUGAAUUUGAUGAUCGUGUUACACUGGCCUAUAAAAAUAUGGAAGAUGAAGAUGGACAACAGCAUCAUUCAUCAUCUGAUAGAGAUGGUGACAAUAUAUUAUUACGAAAUCCAUCAGCUGAUGUUGUUGCAGCUCUUAAAGGUGUAUGCUUCAUAGCUCAACAUAUCAAAGAUGCUGACAAAGACAACGAAGUAGUUGAAGAUUGGAAAUUUGUUGCAAUGGUAUUGGAUAAAUUUUUUCUAUGGGUAUUUACUUUUGCAUGCAUUGGUGGUACUGCUGGAAUUAUACUUCAAGCACCAAGUUUAUAUGACACAAGACAAGCUGUUAAUUCUCACAUGUCACCAGGUAUUCCACUACAUCCUGGUGGACGUGAUACACGGGGUGUUUCUACCAGUGAAAUUGAUCCAUUUUUGCAGGAAAUAUAAAUUUAAUUUAAUCAUUAAAAUUAUUAUAUAAUAUUAUAAAUAGUACUACUGUUAAAGCCAAAUACUAAAUAUUAAUUUUGACAUUUUUAUUUUCUUUUUUAAUUUCGAUUUUUUUUUUUUCACGUUAAGAAUUUUACAAAAUAUUUUGCUCAGAUUGUUAAUAGUAAAUUGGCAGCUUAAAGUGGAUAGCUAAUUUUUUUGAAAUAUAUUUUUAAAAAUUAAUUUAAAAAAAUAAUUAAUUAAUAAAAAAAAAAAAGUUUGAAAAUAAU
Messenger RNA from Aphidius gifuensis, 2103 nucleotides. It is a transcript of the gene nAChRbeta2, whose product is annotated as acetylcholine receptor subunit beta-like 2. Gene Ontology annotation, biological process: monoatomic ion transmembrane transport; chemical synaptic transmission; nervous system process. The transcript is spliced from 8 exons. The record is from RefSeq and is a predicted model, not a curated record. Lineage: Eukaryota; Metazoa; Arthropoda; Insecta; Hymenoptera; Braconidae. Bases 194 to 1834 code for a protein of 546 amino acids. Gene Ontology annotation, cellular component: synapse; neuron projection; postsynaptic membrane. Gene Ontology annotation, molecular function: transmembrane signaling receptor activity; acetylcholine-gated monoatomic cation-selective channel activity.